Messenger RNA from Lottia gigantea (owl limpet), 675 nucleotides. RefSeq lists its product as hypothetical. NCBI's taxonomy places the organism in Eukaryota, Metazoa, Mollusca, Gastropoda, Lottiidae. The coding region runs from base 1 to 675 and encodes 224 amino acids. The record is from RefSeq and is a predicted model, not a curated record. The transcript has a single exon.
AUGGUCGAUCCUGACAUUUCAUUUGAAGUUGAUGCCAUCAGUCUCUCUGAUAUACUGUGUUUUCUGGAAGAGGAUGAUUCAACAACUAUCAAACAUCAGUGCGUUGAAAUCGGAGCCAACAGUGACAUGGCUAAAACAUCAGAAGAGAUCAUAUCAGAUCAUAUCGUGACGUACCAACAGAGAAUGACAAAGAAGCCUAAGCUUCCCAAAAUCCAUGGACAUCAACUGAUAUGUAAACCCUUGCUUGGUGAACCAAAUAGAGGACAACCUCACUCCCAUGAACAUUUAGAGGAUGAAUAUUGGAAGUUGAAAUUGGAUUUAUUGGGAUUGAAGCAAAUUCAGGACAGACUUGAACAAGAACAAGAGCCACCAAAGCCAGUUGAAAUAGCUUUGCCAAAGCCUAAGAAAAAGCAGACGAAUUACGUGAGAGCCCAAUCCAAGCCAAAAUCAAAUGUGCAGUAUAACAGACCCUGCAGUAAGGGUAAGCCAUCGACACCGGAAGCUAAACGUUUUGAAUUUGAACAUUUUCAUCACUUCUUGUCGUCUGUGAAGUUUGAUUCAAGAAUUAAAUCGGCGCCACCAGAGGGAAGAGGUUCGUGUGUAAACGUUCGGCAUAAGGACAAUGUGAAGCAUCACUCAGAUAUGGGAAAAUUAUCAAUCAAAAAUAUUCCCUGA